AUGACAACAUAUGAGAAAAUUGUCAAGGGUGCUACUAAGGUCAAAGUGGCAGCACCGAAACCAAAAUAUAUUGAACCGAUUCUUAUGAGUACCCUGAUAGAUCAUUCGGUAGAAGCAGAAAAUUUCGUCACUAUAAUGAAAGCGUUACGAAGUAGGCUCCAAGACAGUGCGUGGUCGGUUGUGUAUAAGCUGUUGAUCGUAAUUCAUAUUAUGAUUAGGGAAGGUGAUCGAGAUGUUACGUUGAAUUAUCUCGUUAAUAAGGAUCCUAAUAUGCUUAAUUUAGCCCACUCAAACAUUACCAAAAACCACAACCAUAACCCUGACGUUCGAUUUAUUGUGAAAUAUGCCAAAUAUUUACAUACGAGAGUCAAACAGUAUGAAUCAACAGGCAUUGACUAUGUGAGAGAUGAGCGUGCUAAUAAUAGCACUGGACAAGAUGGAGGAAGAUUGCGUACGUUGACAAUUGAAAAAGGCUUAUUAAGAGAAUGUGAGAGUGUUCAGAAACAAAUAGAUGCAUUAUUGAAAAAUAACUUCAUGGAAAAUGAAAUUAACAACGAUAUUGUUUUAACCGCAUUUAGGAUGCUAGUCAAUGACUUGUUAUCAUUGUUUCAAGAAUUAAACGAAGGUGUGAUUAAUAUCUUGGAACAUUAUUUUGAGACUUCAAAGGUUGAUGCUGAAAGGGCACUCAGAAUUUAUAAGAAAUUUGUCGAUCAGACCAAGUAUGUUAUUGAUUAUUUGAGAGUUGCCAAGCACCUUGAGUAUGCAACAAAAUUACAUGUUCCAACAAUCAAGCAUGCACCAACUGCAUUGACUUCAUCUUUAGAAGAGUAUUUGGAUGAUCCAAACUUUGAAGUGAACAGACGACAAUACUUGGCUGGAAAACAGACGGAAGGAAAGGAGCCUACUGAUGGUUUUCCUGUACAACAGCUGCAGCCACAACAAAGUUCACCAAAGCAAGAUGUUCAAUCGUCACAAUUUCAGUCUCCGCAAUAUCAAACUCAGCAACAAGUUCAACCUCAGCAGCACGUUCAACCUCAGCAGCACGUUCAACCUCAGCAGCACGUUCAACCUCAGCAGCACGUUCAACCUCAGCAGCANGUUCAACCUCAGCAGCACGUUCAACCUCAGCAGCACGUUCAACCUCAGCAGCACGUUCAACCUCAGCAGCACGUUCAACCUCAGCAGCAUGUUCAUCCUCAGCAGCAUGUUCAUCCUCAGCAACAAGUUCAACCUCAACAAGUAGCUAGUCCAGAUAUACAGAGAACUAAUUCAUUAAUUGUUCAACAAUCUACAUUUAAUCCUUGGGGCUCAAACUUGCAACCGCAACAGGUACAGAUGUUACCACAAGGUGCCCUACCUGCUGGCUCUUCCUUUGCCACAUUACCGGCAAUUUCGCAAGGUCUGGCAUAUCAACAUAAUGGUAUUCAACAGCAACCCCUGCAACAAAAUGGUUUAACCUCUACAUUUACCGGCGCCGGUUUUGGUGGUUAUGGAUCACAACUUCAACAGCAAACAACAGGUGGAAAUCCCUUCUCACAAAAUUCUGUGACAGGCCCCACACAAAGUUUUGAUAAUUUCGCUUCUCAGCAACAACAACAACAACAACAACAACAACAACAACAACAAUAUCAGCAGCAGCUUCAACUUCAACAUCAGCAGCAGCAACAACUUCAACGUCAACAAAGUAUGCAUUCUGGGAUAUCAAGGGCCAAUACUAAUCCAUUUUCGAAUUUAAAUUCGUCUCUGACAAAUCAACAAUUACAUUCCACGAACACUGGUUCGAAUCCAUUUUUUAAUACUAGAUUUUCACAAAACAGUUCUACUACGCCAUUAUCAUUCGUGAAUGACCAACCACAACAAGUUACAAGUACUUCUACAGGCUCUAAUCCGUUCAAAGUUUCUGAAACAACGAGUAAUCUUUUUAAUAAUGCUAGCAAUGGACCUCAACCGCAAUUGAAGCCACAACCAACUGCCGGUGGGUUGGAAAAUUUACCUACUGUUCCCGUUUUUCCAGACACUCAGCAAGAGUCUCAAAAACAAUACUACUUGAAUAACGCAAGAAUAGAAUUACAACAACAAAUGACUAAUAAUCAGCAAUUUCCUCAACAACCAUCCCAACAGCAGCAAUGGAAUCAACCACAUCAAUUUCAACAGACGCAACCUCAAUAUACACAAAACUAUCAGCAGCCACAACAGACAUCAAUGUACAAUAAUACUUAUGAAGGACCAAGUUUAAUCUAA
This is a messenger RNA of Debaryomyces tyrocola, 2241 nucleotides long. Lineage: Eukaryota; Fungi; Ascomycota; Pichiomycetes; Serinales; Debaryomycetaceae. The record is from the annotation of a GenBank genome assembly.